Bacidia gigantensis is the source of this 1182-nucleotide messenger RNA. RefSeq lists its product as uncharacterized. NCBI's taxonomy places the organism in Eukaryota, Fungi, Ascomycota, Lecanoromycetes, Lecanorales, Ramalinaceae. The transcript has 2 exons. Bases 1 to 1182 code for a protein of 393 amino acids. The record is from RefSeq and is a predicted model, not a curated record.
AUGCGCCGCCCUCUUCAUCGACCUCCUAUCCCUUAUCACUACCUAUCGCAAUGCUCACCGGACGACGAAGACUCCCCUAAUGUGCAAUCUCACCGCGUCUUCAUAACCAGCAUUCAUUGGAACAAUGAGAAAAUACUGCGCAGCUCGUGGAAUGCCGCCGUCAUAAGUCUGGUGCAAUACUUCGGCCCCUCGAAUGUCUACAUCUCGAUCUACGAAUCAGGGAGCUGGGAUGACACGAAAGGCGCGCUGAGACAAUUGGAUGAGGAACUUGCAACGCUUAACGUUCCUCGGUCAGUUAUAUUGGAUGAGACAACCCACGCUCAGAUAUUAGAGAAGGGCCCGGAUGCUGAGGGAUGGAUUGAUACGAAGGCCGGAAAGAAGGAGCUGCGACGGAUACCAUAUCUGUCAAGACUGAGGAAUCUAGCAUUGCAGCCACUUACCGAUCUAGACAAAGAGAACAGUACAAGAUUCGACAAAACCCUCUUCCUCAAUGAUGUCGCUUUCACAACCGCUGACGUGGCCUCCCUCCUCGCCACUCGCGACGGCGACUACGCGGCAGCCUGUUCCCUCGACUUCGCCAAGCCACCCUACUACUACGACACCUUCGCCCUCCGAGACACCCAAGGUCACGAAGCCGCCAGCUCCACCUUUCCCUUCUUCCGCUCUCGUGCCUCCCGAAAGGCAAUCCUAGCUCACGAGCCCAUCCCGGUACGCAGCUGUUGGAAUGGCAUCGUCGCCUUUGACGCCGCGCCGUUCUACUCCACCCACUCAUCCCAAGAGAAUGAACAGACAUCUACACCGGGCCUUAGAUUCAGGGGCAUAUCUGACGCGCUGUCAAUGAAGCACUUGGAGGGAAGCGAGUGCUGUCUCGUGCACGUGGACAAUCCGUUAUCUUCGACGAGAGGGGUGUGGGUGAAUCCGAACGUAAGAGUUGGGUAUUCGCUUGAAGCAUAUGAGGCUAUGCAUCCCAAGGAUGGACAGUGGCCAGGCUCUUGGGGUACAAUCGCUGGCGCAUGGAGGAAUAGGGUCAUGAGAUGGGCGACUAGUCCGAGGAUCAAGGAGGGAGUGGUGAGAAGGAGGGUUGAUGCGCAUGGCAAGGAGAGUGGAGAGAAGGAAAAGGGAGAGGUGUGUCUGAUCAACGAGAUGCAGGUUUUGAGGGGAAAUGGUUGGGCACAUGUGUAG